Messenger RNA from Eleginops maclovinus (Patagonian blennie), 3342 nucleotides. RefSeq names its product BAR/IMD domain containing adaptor protein 2 like 1a (gene baiap2l1a). The transcript has 14 exons. Gene Ontology annotation, molecular function: protein binding. The coding region runs from base 184 to 1620 and encodes 478 amino acids. Gene Ontology annotation, cellular component: cytosol; nucleoplasm. NCBI's taxonomy places the organism in Eukaryota, Metazoa, Chordata, Actinopteri, Perciformes, Eleginopidae. Gene Ontology annotation, biological process: positive regulation of actin filament polymerization; plasma membrane organization; actin crosslink formation. The record is from RefSeq and is a predicted model, not a curated record.
CGGUGAGUCACCCUGUCAGUCAGUCCGUCUGUCCCCGGCUGCUCAGCGUCUCUCUGCCCGCAUGCACCGAGCAGGACCGGCUGCUGUGGGAUAUAUUUCUCGGAGUGAACACCUGGAUUACUAACAACAAAGUAUUUUAUAUUUGCUUUCAUUUUUUAUUAUCAUACCGACAAACCUGCCACCAUGUCUCGCGUUCCGGAUGAUGUGAGCAAGCUUACAGAGAGCACUUACAAGAAUGUGAUGGAGCAGUUCAACCCAGGCCUGAGGAAUCUUGUCACCCUCGGGAAGAACUAUGAGAAAUCAGUGACAGCGAUGACUCUUGCCGGGAAAACCUAUUUUGAUGCAGUAGCGAAGGUCGGAGAGAAUGCAAUUGUGUCUCCAGUCUCCAGAGAGCUCGGUGUGGUUCUGAUGGAGAUCUCUGAUGCUCACAGGAAGGUCUUCAGUGAACUGGACGAGAACUUCAAGAGGUUCCACAGAGAGAUCAUCAUCGAGCUGGAGAAGAAGACAGAGAUGGAUGUGAAGUACAUGAAUGCCACCUUCAAGCGCUAUCAGUCGGAGCACAAGGUGAAGCUGGACUCUCUGGAGCGCUCGCAGACAGAACUGAAGAAGCUCAAGAGGAAAAGCCAGGGCAAGCAAUCCUCCAAGUAUGAGAUCAAAACAAAUGAGUAUGUGGAGACCAUCUCGUCGCGCCAGAUGGACAUGCAGAAGUUCAUGGCUGACGGUUGUAGAGAGGCCCUUCUGGAAGAAAUGAGACGCUUCUGUUUCCUGGCGGACAAACACUGCGUGUUCUCCGAUCAAAUCAGCAACUUCCACCAGAAAGCCAAAGACAUGCUGUCUAUUAAGCUUCCCAGCUGGCAGGAGAAGUGCAGCGACAUCACCAAGGUGCCAGACAAGGUGACCAACAUGAUAGAGGAGCUGUCCAGCACUCCAGAACAAUCGCCGCUGGUUGAACGCUACAACAGGAACAAUGUUGGGUCAGGGGUUCCUCCCCCAGCACCGCCACUGAAAGCACACACCAGUCCACUCGCCGACAUGUUCAACCAGCAGCCCAGGUUCUCGCUCCCACCCUCUUCAGACCCCAUCUCAGACCAGAACAGUUUCGGAGAGCUCAGUCUGUCCCGGUCCACGUCCCAGUCGUCCGGUCUCAACGUGGCCAGGAAGGCCCGGGUGAGGACCAUCUUUCCCCACACGGCUGGAAACAACAACACACUCCUCAGCUUCGACGAAGGAGAGAUCAUCUCCCUGCUCAUCCACGAAGAGAAGGACGGCUGGCUGUACGGAGAGCUGGAGAAGACACAGCAGCGUGGGUGGUUUCCCUCAUCCUACUGCAGACCGUACUCUGACCUAGUGAUAUCAAACAGCAAUCUGAGCACGCCGGUGCGCAGUCUGAGUGUGUCCAGUCUGCAGGAGCAGGAUGAGGAGGAGCCGGUGUUGCUGCCCCCCCCAGACUACAGUGACGACACCCCCUCCGGCCCCGUCGCCUCAACGCCCUCCCCAAAAAGCACGGUUUCUUUAGUCAAUGGGACUGCAAAAGCUCCCUUUCUAGGGGGAGGGAAUCCAUUUGCCACAGUGAAGCUGAGACCAACAGUCACGAAUGACAGAUCAGCACCACACGUCUAAUACACACACACAAUAAAUGUUCACCGCUGUCAUGCCUUUAGGGGAAUCGUGCAACAUGGGAGCCCAGCGACACACACCGAAUAACACCCCAACCCGCCAUCUCAGCUGCCUGCAUGCUAGUCCCUCUCAGCCCGCUCUAUUAAAGGGAUCCAUUGUUUCUUGGCGUGUGUUUGACUGUGCCGGUGUGCGUUUUACUUUAGCCACAAACAAAAACACCGCAGAAUCAGGAGGUCUGCCAAGGUGUUUGGAGUUAAAGUGAUAAUUCACCCCAAAGUGAAGAUUUAGUCUGUGUCUAAAUACUAACUUAGUGAUUAUUUGAAUCGUAAUUUGGACUGACACAUUGUGUGUUUCUGUGGUGACUUCAUAAGAAAUGCGGCCACAGUUUCUGCAGUUAAUUGCUUUUAAUGGAAAGCAGUGGCAGUUUGUACCUGCUGUACAUUUCAUUUUAACAGAGAGUAAACACAAUGAACAGUGCAUGAUGAUGAAGCUGAUAUCAUGUGAUAAAGUGUAUAUUUUGCUGAUAUAAAAAUGCACUGGAUUACAUUGCAGACUACUGAUAAAACCCAGAGUGCUAUGUAGAGAGGUACAAACUGAAUGUACAGUAAAUACGUUGGAUGGCUAUUGCAAGACUCUAAACGGUGCAAAAAUGGCAUUUAAUUUAAUUAAAUUCUUAUGUAUUAUAACUUCUAACUUGGGAAAAAAUGAAAAAUAGCAAAAGCUUUAAACACAGACUCUUCCCAUAGUACUUAAAACAACGUUUAACCGAUGAAAAUGGAACUCUGAAAACUAAAAUAGUUAACCUUUCAACUUCUAAAUUCUCCAGAAACUUGACAGACAUUUUAUGCAUUCAUUUCAAACUGACUUCAGGAUUGUAAAACAAGGCUGAGAUAAAAGCUUAUAGACACCAAUGGAGUUUCUACAGACAUGCUAACAAGGAGAUACAAACCUGAAUCUUCAUUUUGGGGUGAACUGUCCCUUUAGGAUGCAAACGAGACGCUCACUGUGUCAGGAGGUCUUUCCAGGCUCAGUCAGAGCAGUGAUUUAAAUGAAAGGGAUCUGAAGGAGAGGAUUAGCACUCAGGCUGCUUAUACCUGACUUGCCCAAAUAUAUAUAUAUAUUGUUAUUUUCUGUUUUUAUUAUAAUUAUUUUUCGUCUUUCUUAUGAUGGACACCGGUUGUGAGAAUGAAGGGAGAGUGACGUGUUGGGAAAUUGUCAUUUGAGUGAAGGCACAACAGUUUGUCGCUGUUAAUAAUGAGAAGGCUAUUUAUAUAUACUAUGUUUGUAUAGGAUAUUUAAAUAAGGAAAUGUGUACAGAAGGUUAUUCUGUGAAGGCGCCCCUUUAAUAUCAUUUUGAAUUGACUGAUGGUAUGUAUUUUAAAUUACCUUUUUGAUGCAAGGAUUAUUUUUCACGCCUCACACUGAUGUUUAAUGUGUACAAAUGCACAGUGUAAACAAGAUAAAAAAUGUACCGUACUGGUAGACAUUUGGAUUGUAUGGAUAAAGUGGGUCGUUCAAAUCUAAGUAUUAACUGUUUUGCGCGGACUUUACGAGAGUGAAAAUAUAUAAUGAGAAACUGAACAGUUCAUUGAUCCUCAUUGACCCACUCGCGUGUGUGUAAGUGAACCUGUCAUAGUUAUCGCCACAUGCUUUCUUCAGAGUAUACCUUGCCACUGUGUUGACAAAUGUAGUCUUUUUUUCUCAAUAAAACAGAUGGAAAUUCAA